CGGCGGGGCGGGGAGCGGCGCCGAGGGGUGACGGUGCGGGCGCGGGAGCCAUGCCGCCGCCCAAGGACGUGGUGAAGAUCGCCAUCCAGAUGGUGGGAGCCAUCCCGCAGCUCAUCGAGCUGCAGCAGACCAAGCCCCUCGCCUCGGUGCUCAAGGACGUCUGCGACGCGUGGAGCCUGCCCAACGCCGAGCGCUACGCCCUGCAGUACGUGGACGGGCGGCAGACCUACAUCACCGAGUCGAACCGCGGGGAGAUUAAGAACGGGAGCAUUUUGCGGCUGACCACCUCCCCGGACCAAGAAGCAGAGCGGUUGUACAGCGGGAUCCAGAGCAACAACUCUGAUGUGAAGACUGACUCACUGAAGAAACUUGCGAGCCUCUCCCAAGACGUUACCUUUGCUCAAGAGUUCAUCAACAGGAAUGGCUUGAAACAAAUCUUCUAUAUUGUGGAAGAAGGAAACGAUACAGGGGAGAUGCUAGCUCACACCCUGAAGGCCUUCAUGGAGCUGAUGGAGCAUGAUUUUGUAUCUUGGGAGACUCUUAGUGCAGCCUUCAUCAAGAAGAUAGUGAGUUACGUCAAUAUGAACGUGGUGGAUGCAUCUGUCCAGCAGCUCUCCUUGUCUAUCUUGGAGAACAUGGUGCCCACCAGUCGCCUCCUCUUCGAGCUAGUUAAAAAAGAAGUGACGCUGGAUCGUCUUCUCACGCACCUGCAGGUGACAAACGCCCAGCUGCAGCUGAAGGCGAUGGCCCUGCUGAUUGCCCUGCUGCUGGCUGCGACCGACGCUGAGCGGCGGGACAUGAUGGACUACCUGAGGGAGAAGAACAUCAGGCAGUUUAUCCACAAGAACAUCAUCCACAGCUCCGAGCCGCUGGGCGACGAGAUGGCCCAUUACCUGUACGUGCUGCAGUCCGUCAGCCUCAACCUGUGCGAGCGCCGCAUGAGGACCUCCAUGGAUCCCUACUCGCAGGAACAGCGGGAGCUCCUCCAGUCGCUGCGCCAAACCGCCUUUGAGUCGGAGAGCGAGGCACCUGCCGGCAACUUCAGCACCGAGCGCCGGCGAUCCCUCUGCGCCAAGGAGUUCCGCAAGCUGGGCUUCACGAACAACAGCAACCCCGCGGAAGACCUCCGCCGUGCCCCGCCGGGGCUCCUCGCCCUUGACAACAUGGUGUAUUUCUCCAGGCAUACCCCCAACGCCUAUAGCAGGUUUGUCCUCGAGAACAGCAGCCGGGAAGACAAACACGAAUGCCCCUUCGCUCGAAGCAGCAUCCAGCUCACCCUGAUCCUCUGCGAGAUCCUGCACGUUGGAGAGCCGUGCUCGGAGACGGCUCAGGCCUUUUACCCUAUGUUCUUCGGGCAGGACCAUUUCUUCAAAGAGCUCUUCUGCAUCUGCAUCCAGCUGGUGAACAAGACCUGGAAGGAGAUGCGCGCUACCCAGGAGGACUUUGACAAGGUGCUGCAGGUGGUGCGGGAGCAGAUCACCAGGACCUUGUCCCUCAAGCCCACCUCCCUGGAGCUAUUCAAGACCAGAGUGAACGCGCUGAACUACAGCGAGAUCCUGAAGCUGCGGCAGACGGAGCGGCUGCACCAGGAGGAGACGCUGGCUGUGCCGGUGCUGGAGUUGCGCGAGAGGCUGAAGCCGGAGCUCCUGGAGCUGAUCCGACAGCAGCGCCUGCUGCACCUCUGCGAGGGCACCCUCUUCCGCAAGAUCAGCAGCCGCCGCAGGCAGGACAAGCUCUGGUACUGCCGCCUGUCACCCAACCACAAGGUGCUGCACUAUGGGGACGUGGAGGAGGGGGUGCACUCUCUCCCCAUCGAGAGCCUGCCAGAGAAAAUUCCUGUGGCGGACAUGAAGAUGCUGCUCGUGGGGAAGGAGUGUCCGCACACGAAGGAGAAGAGCUCUGGGAAGCAGAACAAGGAUGUCCUGGAGCUGGCCUUCUCCAUCGUGUACGAUGUGGAGGAAUACUGCCUCAACUUCGUUGCCCCCACCCGGUAUGAGUUCUGCCUCUGGACAGAUGGGCUGAACGUGCUCCUGGGCAAGGAGAUGACGAGCGAGCGAACGCAGACGGACCUCGAUGUCCUGCUGUCCAUGGAGCUCAAGCUGCGGCUCCUGGACCUGGAGAACAUCAGCAUCCCUGACACACCCCCUCCUGUCCCAAAGCCCCCCAGCAACUUAAACUUCUGCUACGACUUCAGCCAGGCCGAGCACCUAGGGGAUCCUUUCUGGCCAAGAAAGGGGUUAGAAAAAGGAGAAAACACCCUUUCUGCUCACUUGGAUGAGCAGGCGGCAUCUCCAGAGGACGGUGUGCCUGCCCAGCCAGACCUGUGCCACACUGAAACGUUUUUCUGCGCUCCCUCUCCUGGAAGAGGGGUGUUUAGGGUACAAGCCCCCUCUCCCAGCGCCCUUUCAGCCGGCCUGGGGCUCGCUGCCGCCGUGCCCGGCGUGAGGAGGAGGCUCGUGCCAACCCUGGGUGCCCUGCGCGGGUACUUGCACACUCCAGCCAUGCUGCUGCACUACUGCAACACGACAAAGCUACCUCCCGUCCCCUCGCCUCACACCUCCCUGUGCCUACAGCUUCUCCCAGGGGUGUCGCGGGGGCAGCCGCAGCCGCCGGGUCCCUGGGGGGGCUCCCACUGUGCCUCUGCCUCCCGGCUCUUGGGACAAUAAAACACUCGUGGAGAGCUCA
This is a messenger RNA of Tyto alba (common barn owl), 2685 nucleotides long. It is a transcript of the gene ELMO3, whose product is annotated as engulfment and cell motility 3. The transcript is spliced from 21 exons. The record is from RefSeq and is a predicted model, not a curated record. Lineage: Eukaryota; Metazoa; Chordata; Aves; Strigiformes; Tytonidae. Gene Ontology annotation, biological process: actin filament organization; cell motility. The coding region runs from base 51 to 2666 and encodes 871 amino acids.